Messenger RNA from Nothobranchius furzeri (turquoise killifish), 2029 nucleotides. The record is from RefSeq and is a predicted model, not a curated record. NCBI's taxonomy places the organism in Eukaryota, Metazoa, Chordata, Actinopteri, Cyprinodontiformes, Nothobranchiidae.
GUGGAAUAUGUCUUGGACCAAAACCGACCUCCAGGAGAACUCCUAGUGAAGGAAGACAAAAUCUGCCUAACUCGGGAAGACUUUUGGAGCCUGGGUUUGGAACAGUCCAUGGAAUCUACUAUUGGCAACGCUUGUCUGAAGAUUGUGGGGGAAGCUGCACAAAGACAUGGAAAAGAUGUUCACAUUGCUGACCUCUAUGUCGUGGCCACCUGGAAGGAUCCACAAGUCAACCUGCUGCGUUGCUUGCCGGUAUGUUUUUGUUGGUUUUACUCCUGCAUGUGCAUGUUUACUAAUUUGUACCAAUACAUGUAGGAAAACUUUAGGUCCAAGGACAUCCUGCUUUUUCCUGCUUGGAGUCGGCAGGCAGGUGAAGCUGACCAUUAUCUGCUCUGUGAGAGUAGCAGCCUUUAUUGACUCUGGAUUCUGGAUGGAGAAAACAGGAAGAGACCUUGAGUUCUUUCCCCAGCAGUUCAUGGGAAAUUGCUGCGGCAUCUUUAUGCUGAUGUAUGCUCUCUGCAUCUGCACCUCAUCUCCACCAUCUUUCACAGAGGAGGAAAUGCCAGCAAUUCGCCUGUGGUGGUGUAUUCAGCUGAUGGAGAGAUUCGGCAUUGAGGGGCAUGGACAAAGAUUUGCCUUCUGGACAGAAGAAGCAUCCCUUCUCCUCCAGGGGACUCUCCAGCCUGUCUUCAGGGUACCAAAGGCAACCUCCUCCAAGCCUUCACCAAGUCUAAUCAGACCGGCUGAGGCUGACAGGUGUCUUAUACUGGAGUUGCCAGAACGUGUCCUCAUGGACAUAUUGGAAGAGGUUGUUCUUCUCGAAGGGGAUACAGCGAUCUUCAAACUGGCUCUGGUGUGCUCCAUGUUCAGAGACCUUGUGUCUACUGAAUAUUUCAGAAGACGAGCACACUUCAAGUGGCUUCACAGUGUUUGCACAUGGAGCAGGUUCUCAGAACAGUACAGAGAACAGUACUUUAACAUGUACUCUGUUGAGAUCUGCCUUCAAUGUGGAGACCAGUACAAACACUGCCCCGGAGGGAUGCAACACUCUAUAAUCUUAUAUUGUUGUCAAUACAUACAAUAAAAAUCUCAAUGAUGCAUGACAUAAUGAAAACCAUACCACUUGGAGCCUAUUCUUCUCUGGUUGAUUUUUUUUUUUUUUUUUUUAUUACAGGAUAUGUUGGCAGAGGAAAAAGAGGAGAACUAAGGGCACUUUACUCGGAGGAGAUGCUCCCAGGCUACUGCAGCCACUUUUGCAGCCAAAUGAACAAUUAAUGUGUCUGCUCUGUCGCCGCCCCCGUCUCCACACACAACCACACACUCACACGCACGCACACACACGCACGCACACACACGUCUGUCUUUCUAUCAUAGUGAGGACCCUUCAUUGACUUCCAUUCAUUUUUGUGAUUUCACCAUGCCUAACCCAUACCCCAACCCUAACCAUAACCAACGCUUAUCUUUUCCUAACCCUAACCUUAACUAAAACUUAAUUCACACUAUGCCUCUAACUGGUAUAGUAAGCUUCUGGUAUGCUUCUAAAAAAAGCGAGGACCAAAAAAUGUCCUCACUUUGUAGGGAAAAUGGUCAAAAUGGUCCUCAGUAUGUAGUAUGUACAAGAACACACACACACCACACUGGUUGUAGUGACCAGGUUCCCCAUCAGUGGUUCUCCCACAUCUUGGUUUGUGCUUUGAUGCCUGUUUUUCUUUGUGAGAGUUUUUGAUCAUUCUUCUUGGGAGUUCUAUAGCAAAAACUGUAAUGCUCUUGUGGCAAGGUGGAUAAACGAGGGCCCGGGCGGGAUUCGAUCUCCAGACUCCCGGGUGAGAGUCAUACACUCUAACCAGUCAGCCAAAGGGACAUCCCCUUGGUCAAGUAGCCAGGGCGCAUGAUCAAUCGGGACACUGUGACAGGACACACACUGUAACACUCUGUUUGAGAAAGUGAAUCUGUUGGGCUUGUACCUGGUACUCAGAGUACCACACCGCCAGAAAGGACAGGCUGAAAAUAAAAAGCUUUUUAUUUCCAUCAA